GGCGGUCGGCUGCCGCAGCAGGAGAAGCAGAAAGCAUGGCGAUCGUGGCAGCACUCGUCGCGCCCACGGCGAGUCCUCUCAGGCUCGCCGGCGGGCAGCGGUAUCGCAGCAACUGGCGCGUCGCGGCGGCGUCCUCCUCGGCGGCGGCGGCCGGGGUGGACCUCAAGGCGCUCGGGGCCGCCAUCGAUAAGAAGGACAGCGAGGAGGCCAAGCAGGCGCUGGACCAGCUCAAGGAGCUCGGCUGGGCCAAGCGGUGGAGCUCGCAGCCCUACAUGUCACGCCGCACGACAUCUCUGAGAGAACUCACCACGCUCGGGAUAAAGAACGCCGAGAACCUCGCCAUCCCAAGUGUUAGAAACGAUGCAGCGUUUCUGGUCACGGUCGUCGGAACCACCAGUUUCUUGGCCGUCAUUGCAGGCCAGCUCCCUGGGGAUUGGGGCUUCUUUGUUCCCUACUUGAUCGGAAGCAUUUCGCUGGUAGUAUUGGGUGUCGGUAGCAUUUCUCCAGGUCUUCUGCAGGUCGCAAUCGGCUCCUUUUCUUCCGCUUUCCCUGACUACCAAGAGAGGAUUGCCAGGCAUGAAGCUGCACAUUUUCUGAUUUCCUAUUUGACUGGCCUACCGAUCCUGGGGUAUUCUUUGGACAUCGGGAAGGAGCAUGUUAAUUUGGUCGACAAGCAAAUAGAGAAGUUGAUAUACAGUGGCAAACUUGAUCAAAAGGAACUGGACAGGUUAGCUGUAAUCACAAUGGCCGGACUGGCUGCUGAAGGUCUGGAGUAUGACAAGGUCGUCGGCCAAUCAGCCGACCUGUUCAGUCUUCAGAGAUUCCUGAAUAGGACUAAGCCACCCCUUACUAAAGAUCAGCAACAGAACCUUACCAGAUGGGCAGUCCUGAUUGCUGCUUCGCUUCUGAAGAACAACAAAGCGGCUCACGAUGCUUUGGUGUCUGCGAUGUCGCAGAAGGCCACCGUGCUGGGUUGCAUCGAGGCAAUAGAGAAUGCCUCUUGAUUAGAAUGUAGUAAUGCAGUCUUGUGUCCUAAGUCCUAACAUGAUGGAAGUGGUUAUUUUUGAGAUAAAAAUGGAAAGAUAUAUAAUCAAGCACUGAAAAGAAUGGUGUUCUUCUUUAUUUGUAUAUGUACAUGUCAGUCUCACAAUCUGAAACACAACCUUCAGUUCCUCAUUGUUUAGCAGUAGUUUCCUGAGACGUUCCUCGACUUGUUGACUUCUGAAGGCUGACUGAAGUUUGUAUAGAUACAGAGCACUGUAAUUAAGCAAAAGACAGCAACCAGAUGCACUGGAAGUCAAGGGCACAAUUUUCUCGUUCAAA
Messenger RNA from Lolium perenne, 1323 nucleotides. RefSeq lists its product as uncharacterized. The record is from RefSeq and is a predicted model, not a curated record. Gene Ontology annotation, molecular function: ATP-dependent peptidase activity; metalloendopeptidase activity; ATP binding. Gene Ontology annotation, biological process: proteolysis. Lineage: Eukaryota; Viridiplantae; Streptophyta; Magnoliopsida; Poales; Poaceae.